GCAGGACGGAGCUGUGCUGGCACGCAGCAGCGCUGCGAGGAGGCAGGCUCUGCCCGAGCAGCACUGCCCCACCACCGGCAGCGGCAGCCCGCUUCCCAUCCUCGCUGUCAGCACCUGCGCCGCCUCCUUGGUGCACAGCGAGGGUCCUCCUGUCCCGGGCAGGAUGGGCCAGGCCAACUGCUGCUGCGGCUCCAGGGAGGCUCUGAGCGAGGCCGAGGCGGUGCUGAGCGCAGACGUGCGGCUGAGCCGGGGCCGCAAGAGGAGCGAGAGGCGCCUUCUCCUCCUCCCAGAGGAACUGGUCAUCGCCAAGUUGCAAGAUGACCCCAGCCUGCGCCCACAGCUCCGCCUGGCCCUGGACCAGCUGUGGGUGCUGAGCAGCGGGAAGGAGGCGGCGGGGGAGGAAGAAGCAGCCAAGGAGGAGGAGGAAGGCAGCGAGGAGGACAGCGCCUCCCUCCUCUUGGUGUGGCCCACGGGCUCCUGCCUGGCCACUUUCGGGUCCCGGACGCUGAAGGAGCUGUGGGUGGGCGCCCUGCUGGGGACGCCCGAAGGAGACAAGAGAGCCCGCCUGACGCGUCUCCCGUCGCUUCAACUCGUCGAGAAGGAGCUGAGCCGCCGCCAUGCCUGGAGGCCAUUCAACGCCAGGAGCCUGGAGAGGCUGAUGGAGCGCCAGGCAAAGGAUGCUCGCAAGCCAGGGCCUCUGCCGGCCCCGUCAAGCACCGAAGGGGGACUUUGCCGCUCCCCAGGUGAGUUUUGGAAAGAAAGGCGGGGAGGGCCUUCUUUUCUCCUGCAACGGGCACGUCUGCGGAAGUGAGGAUGCUGCUGCUGUUGCUGCUGCUGCCCUUCGCCCAGAGGAAGUUGGUGCCAAUCCCGCUGGAGCAGGAGAGA
Gymnogyps californianus (California condor) is the source of this 885-nucleotide messenger RNA. RefSeq lists its product as uncharacterized. The transcript is spliced from 7 exons. Bases 164 to 811 code for a protein of 215 amino acids. NCBI's taxonomy places the organism in Eukaryota, Metazoa, Chordata, Aves, Accipitriformes, Cathartidae. The record is from RefSeq and is a predicted model, not a curated record.